AAUUUGAAAUCCCACCCCAUAAUAUUUAAGAUCUGGGACAAAGAACAGCCAGGACGGAACUGCUUCCAUUGCAAAAUCUCGGCGCGGUCUCGGGAGCGGCCCAGCGGCCCGAGCCCGGAGCAGCCCCUUUAAAAACGCGGAGUACAGUAUUGGGAUUCUUGAAACCCGAAACCUAGAAACAGAAUCGAAGCGGAAACCAGAGGGAAAACCUUGAACUCCUCCAGACAAUCGCUUCCGGGGAGUUUCAAGGGAGCGAGGGGGAAUAAAGGACCCGAGAGGAGGGGCCCUCGGAUGGCGCGUCCCUGAGGGUCGCGGCGAGUUCGCGGAGCGUGGGAAGGAGAGGACCCUGCCUCUCCCCGCGCUGCGGGUCAUGGCCCCGGCGGAGCAGAAAGCCGUCGGCGCUGGCUUCCAGUGGCUCUCUUUGGCCGCUCUCGUGCUCAUCUGCGCCGGGCAAGGGGGACGCAGGGAGGACGGGGGUCCAGCCUGCUACGGGGGAUUUGACCUGUACUUCAUUUUGGACAAAUCAGGAAGUGUGCUGCACCACUGGAAUGAAAUCUAUUACUUUGUGGAACAGUUGGCUCAUAAAUUCAUCAGUCCACAGCUAAGAAUGUCAUUUAUUGUCUUCUCUACUCGAGGAACGACCUUAAUGAAACUGACAGAGGACAGGGAACAGAUCCGUCAAGGCCUAGAAGAACUCCAGAAAGUUCUGCCAGGAGGAGACACUUACAUGCAUGAAGGAUUUGAAAGGGCCAGUGAGCAGAUUUAUUAUGAAAACAGUCAAGGAUACAGGACAGCCAGCGUCAUCAUUGCUUUGACCGAUGGAGAACUCCAUGAAGAUCUCUUUUUCUACUCAGAGAGGGAGGCUAAUAGAUCCCGAGACCUCGGUGCAAUCGUUUACUGUGUUGGUGUGAAAGAUUUCAAUGAAACACAGCUGGCCCGGAUUGCGGACAGUAAGGAUCAUGUGUUUCCUGUGAAUGACGGCUUUCAGGCUCUGCAAGGCAUCAUCCACUCAAUUUUGAAGAAGUCCUGCAUUGAAAUUCUAGCAGCUGAACCAUCCACCAUAUGUGCAGGAGAGUCAUUUCAAGUUGUCGUGAGAGGAAAUGGCUUCCGACAUGCCCGCAACGUGGACAGGGUCCUCUGCAGCUUCAAGAUCAAUGACUCCGUCACGCUCAAUGAGAAGCCCUUCGCUGUGGAAGAUACUUAUUUGCUGUGUCCGGCACCUAUCUUAAAAGAAGUUGGCAUGAAAGCUGCACUCCAGGUCAGCAUGAACGAUGGCCUCUCUUUCAUCUCCAGUUCUGUCAUCAUCACCACCACACACUGUUCUGACGGCUCCAUCUUGGCGAUUGCCCUGCUGAUCCUGUUCCUGCUCCUGGCCCUGGCUCUCCUCUGGUGGUUCUGGCCUCUCUGCUGCACCGUGAUUAUCAAGGAAGUCCCUCCACCCCCUGCCGAGGAGAGCGAGGAAGAAGAUGACGAUGGUCUGCCUAAGAAAAAGUGGCCUACGGUAGACGCCUCAUAUUACGGUGGGCGAGGCGUUGGAGGCAUUAAAAGGAUGGAGGUUCGUUGGGGGGAAAAAGGCUCCACAGAAGAAGGCGCUAAACUGGAAAAGGCAAAGAAUGCAAGAGUCAAGAUGCCAGAGCAGGAGUAUGAAUUCCCUGAGCCUCGAAAUCUCAACAACAAUAUGCGGCGGCCCUCUUCCCCGCCGAAGUGGUACUCUCCGAUCAAGGGAAAACUCGAUGCUUUGUGGGUCCUACUGAGGAAAGGAUAUGAUCGUGUGUCUGUGAUGCGUCCACAGCCAGGAGACACGGGGCGCUGUAUCAACUUCACCAGAGUCAAGAACAACCAGCCGGCCAAGUAUCCCCUCAACAACGCCUACCACACCACCUCACCGCCUCCUGCCCCCAUCUGCAGCACCUCCGCGCGCCCCGCGGGGAGUGAGUGUGACCGAGAUGCCCUGCAGGUGCCAGCAUCGCAGUGUCCCGGCAGCGAAUGGGCAGGGACGGGGACAUUAACAGAGGGGGAUGCGAGUGAAAAGAGAGACCGCUUGGUCCCCGUGACCACGGCCCCUGUGUGCCUGAGAUGCCCCCUUGUGACCACAGCGCGCCCCGCAGCUUCACCGUCCCAGUCCCGCUUAUCCCAGCCACACCCCGGGUGCGGCAGACUAAAAGAUGUCGCAAGGCUGGAGCCAUCUGACCGCUCCUUCCAAAGGCAGCUCUGGGGCGACUGCGGCGUCUUCCGCGUGGGCUCGGGCGUCUGGGUCCGGGGCUCCAGCACAGGCGGGGGUGGUGGCCAGCUGGGAGGAGCUGCGGGGGCACCACUGCCCUCCCCACCCGAAGGGACGCCCGGGGCAGCUGUGCCCCAGGGCCUAGAAAAGUGCCUGAAGGCCAGCGGCCGCUACUAA
Messenger RNA from Propithecus coquereli (Coquerel's sifaka), 2398 nucleotides. RefSeq names its product anthrax toxin receptor 1 (gene ANTXR1). The coding region runs from base 371 to 2398 and encodes 675 amino acids. The transcript has 20 exons. Gene Ontology annotation, molecular function: signaling receptor activity. Gene Ontology annotation, cellular component: membrane. The record is from RefSeq and is a predicted model, not a curated record. NCBI's taxonomy places the organism in Eukaryota, Metazoa, Chordata, Mammalia, Primates, Indriidae.